AAUUAAUAAGACAGCUAGUGAUCCCACUGAACCAGUAGGUGAUUUCUCCAGCAAUUCCCAAGUAUAAAUCAUGGUGCAGACUAUUAAAGACAUGAAUGAAUUCAAAACAUUUUUGAAAGCUGCUGGACACAAACUUGUGGUGGUUGAAUUUUCAGCAAAAUGGUGUGGUCCAUGUAAAAGGAUAUGUCCUCUUUUUCACGCAAUGUCUCUGCAAUACCAAAAUGUAAUGUUUGCCAAUGUGGAUGUGAACGAUUCUCCGGAAUUGGCUGAAGUUUGUCACAUCAAAGCAAUCCCAACAUUUCAGAUGUUCAAGCAAGUCCAGAAGGUAACCCUAUUCUCAAGAAUCAAAAGAACAAUUUGCUGUUAUAGAAGUGGAUUCGUGAGCCAGAGGAUUUUUGAACUUUGUGGUGCUGACGCUAACAUGUUGGAAAUGAAGAUUCAAGAGCUAAUGUAAGCUGAACAAAACAUAAUACACUGGUGACAUUUUAACAG
Tupaia belangeri chinensis (Chinese tree shrew) is the source of this 492-nucleotide messenger RNA. It is a transcript of the gene TXNDC8, whose product is annotated as thioredoxin domain containing 8. NCBI's taxonomy places the organism in Eukaryota, Metazoa, Chordata, Mammalia, Scandentia, Tupaiidae. The record is from RefSeq and is a predicted model, not a curated record. The transcript has 6 exons. Gene Ontology annotation, molecular function: protein-disulfide reductase activity. The coding region runs from base 71 to 454 and encodes 127 amino acids.